AUGGCGACCCAGUUUCAGACAAAAGAUAUAGGAGGGUACGCAUAUACUCGACCUCGAGGUCCAAUCGCAGCCCAGUAUAACAGCCCUGGGCCUUGCUAUAUGCUUCCGACUUUAGUAGGGCAACCAAAACAUGACUUCCGCAGUGUUCACCCCAAGAAGCCUGCAUGGGAUGACUGCAGCCCAGGACCCUGUUACCUACCACAAGACAAGUACUAUCGAACUGGUCCUGAUGGAGCACCUCGGUUUUCCUUGUACGGCCGGCCCAGAGAUCUAACUACAUAUAAGACUCCAGGACCUGGGGCUUACAAACCUGAAAGUGCCGGAAAUCUUUACGGCCCUUCUCCACCUAAAUUUAGCUUUGGGGCUCGCCAUCAAUACCGAAAGACGGAUGACAUCCCAGGUCCUAACCAAUACACUCUGCCAAACAUGACUGGCAAAACAGUGGAGUCACAUAAAAAGUCUUCCCCAAACUUUACUUUGGUUGGGCGCUCCAAACAGGGUGGUUUUGAUGAGGAUCUGUCUAGGACACCAGGACCUGGUGCUUACAAAGUGACACCUACAACUAUUUAUAAGAAUGCACCACCGCAGAUCAGCAUCAGCAGUCGAAACCCCAUGCCUGGAGACAACACACAAAAACCUGGACCUGGAGCUCACAGUCCUGAGAAUCUUUACCUGACCAGACAGUCAGCUCAUGGCUUCACUUUUGGCUUCCGCCACUCUCCGUACAAGGCUACCUGUAUGGACUCACGGAUAGAAGACUGA
Candidula unifasciata is the source of this 762-nucleotide messenger RNA. Lineage: Eukaryota; Metazoa; Mollusca; Gastropoda; Stylommatophora; Geomitridae. The record is from the annotation of a GenBank genome assembly.